AGUGAGAGCUAAAUUUCUCAUGAUCCCCUUUUGAGAUUAAGGCUUCAUAUUCCAUCUUAGGAAGCAGAACCAGACUGCCUGGGGCGAGUCCUAGCUCCACUGUGCCCUGGCAAGGAAGCGUUAUCGGUUGUGAGCGAGGACCAGUCAUUGUUUGAGUGUGCCUACGGGACACCACACCUGGCUAAGACGGACAUGACCGCGUCCUCCUCUGGCGACUAUGGACAGACCUCCAAGAUGAGCCCACGCGUCCCUCAGCAGGACUGGCUGUCUCAACCCCCAGCCAGGGUCACCAUCAAGAUGGAAUGUAACCCUAACCAGGUGAACGGCUCAAGGAACUCCCCGGAUGAAUGCAGUAUGGCCAAAGGCGGGAAGAUGGUGGGCAGCCCCGACACUGUGGGCAUGAAUUAUGGCAGCUACAUGGAGGAGAAGCACAUGCCGCCCCCAAACAUGACCACGAACGAGCGUAGAGUCAUCGUCCCAGCAGAUCCCACGCUGUGGAGCACGGACCACGUCCGGCAGUGGCUGGAGUGGGCAGUGAAAGAAUACGGCCUUCCGGACGUUGACAUCUUGCUGUUCCAGAACAUUGAUGGAAAGGAACUGUGCAAGAUGACCAAGGACGACUUCCAGAGGCUCACCCCGAGCUACAACGCUGACAUCCUUCUCUCCCACCUGCACUACCUCAGAGAGACUCCUCUUCCACAUUUGACUUCAGAUGAUGUUGAUAAAGCCUUACAAAACUCUCCACGGUUAAUGCAUGCUAGAAACACAGGGGGUGCAGCUUUUAUAUUCCCAAAUACUUCAGUAUAUCCUGAAGCUACGCAAAGAAUUACAACUAGGCCAGAUUUACCUUAUGACCCACCCAGGAGAUCAGCCUGGACUAGUCACGGCCACCCCACCCCCCAGUCAAAAGCUGCUCAACCAUCUCCUUCCGCAGUGCCCAAAACUGAAGACCAGCGUCCUCAGUUAGAUCCUUAUCAGAUUCUUGGACCAACAAGUAGCCGCCUUGCCAAUCCAGGGAGUGGACAGAUCCAGCUUUGGCAGUUUCUCCUGGAGCUCCUGUCAGAUAGCUCAAACUCUAACUGCAUCACCUGGGAAGGCACCAAUGGGGAAUUCAAGAUGACCGAUCCUGAUGAGGUUGCCCGGCGCUGGGGAGAACGGAAGAGCAAACCCAAUAUGAACUACGAUAAACUCAGCCGCGCCCUCCGUUACUACUAUGACAAAAAUAUCAUGACCAAAGUCCAUGGGAAGCGCUAUGCCUACAAGUUUGACUUCCAUGGGAUCGCCCAGGCCCUGCAGCCCCACCCUCCAGAAUCAUCUCUGUACAAGUACCCCUCGGACCUCCCUUACAUGGGCUCCUAUCACGCCCACCCACAGAAGAUGAACUUUGUGGCUCCGCACCCCCCGGCCCUCCCUGUGACAUCAUCCAGUUUUUUCGCCGCCCCGAACCCCUACUGGAAUUCGCCAACUGGAGGUAUCUACCCCAACACUAGGCUUCCAGCCAGCCAUAUGCCUUCUCAUCUGGGCACCUACUACUAGAGCCCUGACGGAGGCCUUUCCCAACAGCAUACGAUCACCAAGAAAUUGCCACAAACUCUAUUGGAGAACGUGAAUCAAAAGUGCCUCAAGAGGAAUGAAAAAGCCUGACUGGCGCUGGGGAAGGAAGCCAGGGAAGAGAUCCAAAGACUCUUAGUGGGAGGGGAUUACUAAAGUAUUACUACAGGAACAAAGAGGAUGCUACAGAUGUAAUGUACAUGGACAUACCACAUGUGGACCAAGCUUAUAAGAGACGUUGUAAGUAGAAGCAUGGAGUCACAAGGACAAAGUGCCAAAGAAAGUGUUCUUAAGGAGUGUACAAACUCCAGAGAAGAGUUUGGGGUCCUGCUCAUGCAAAUGGGGAGGGGGGGGUGAAAGCAAAGCAAUAGUGGUAACACGGUCUUGACCUAACAUACCAUUGAAAUGUCAUUUUAAGAAAACUACCUGUAUUUAAAAAUAGAAACAUAUCAAAAAUUUGAAAAAAGGACGAAAGAAAGAGAAAGAAAGAGAGAGACUGGCCUGUGAACAGAUGGCCAUGUGGAACUCAGCAGCACUUGCUGUUUGGGGUGAAAUCCGAUUCAUUCCAUUGGGUGGAGAGCCACCAGCUGUCGCCAGCUGUGAAGGUGACCCAAAGCUGCCAACCCCUUGACAGCAUCCUGAGAACUGCAAGCCCGGCAGGGCGGCGGGGCUGCGAAUGUGUGUGCGGACAGCGAGCGAGUGGUGUAGACGGAGGGCUGGAGAAGGUGGAAGAGGAGGGAGCCGAGGAGGAGGCCACAGGGUGGGGAGAGACACUUGUCAAGCAGUAGAGACUGGACUUAGGACAGUACGGAGACUGGAGAAUCGAGUGGAGGAGACUUGCGGGUUCAUCGGUCAGUGUUCUACCAAACACAGUGUUAAGAGGAAGAGUACCGCACGGUGGAGGAGGACGGGAGGGGGACGUAGUAGAAUGCAGAAACAAAAAAUAUGCAUCUCUCUUUUUUUUUGUUUGUUUGUCAAAAGAAAAUUUUAACUGGAAUUGUCUGAUAUUUAAAAGAAACAUUCGGGACCUCAUCAUGAUGUGGGGGCUCUGCUCCCCACUGGGUCAGGUAAGAGGCGGCCUUCUUGGCUGCUGCCAUCCGAAACCACCUAGGCAUUGGGUUAGGCGGAGGCUCCGGUUUUCCUUUUGAGUCGCGAACGCUGUGCGUUUGUCAGAAUGAAGUAUACAAGUCAAUUGUUUUGUUUUGUUUUGUUUUGUUUUUUUUCCUUUUUAUAUAAUAAUUAUAUAACUUAUGCAUUUAUACACUACGAGUUGAUCUCGGCCAGCCAAAGAUACACGACAAAAGAGACAAUCAAUGAUAGAAUGUGGCCUUGAAUUUUAACUCUGUAUGCUUGAUGUUUACAAUAUGAAGUUAUUAGUUCUUAGAAUGCAGAAUGUAUGUAAUAAAACAAGCUUGGCCUCGCAUGGCAAAUCAGAUUUA
Messenger RNA from Canis lupus familiaris (dog), 2990 nucleotides. RefSeq names its product ETS transcription factor ERG (gene ERG). Bases 193 to 1536 code for a protein of 447 amino acids. The record is from RefSeq and is a predicted model, not a curated record. The transcript is spliced from 10 exons. Gene Ontology annotation, biological process: cell differentiation; regulation of transcription by RNA polymerase II. Gene Ontology annotation, cellular component: nucleus. Lineage: Eukaryota; Metazoa; Chordata; Mammalia; Carnivora; Canidae. Gene Ontology annotation, molecular function: DNA-binding transcription factor activity, RNA polymerase II-specific; sequence-specific DNA binding; protein binding.